CUACCGUGGUGUGCCCCGUGUGCGCGCGGGAUUAGGAGAGUCGCACCAGUAGGCCACCGGCGCUCGACGCCUUUGCGUCUCUUUUUCCGGCUCGCGCGGCUCCGACCUACCGUAAAGCGAUGGUCCUCGAUCCGCCGAUGGAUAAUAUAUAUCGCUGCAGAAUGGAUUGAUCGAGAUUAAGAUUGGAACAAUUUACGAAAUAAAAUAUUUUUCUCGAGUUUCUCCAUACACAUACACAUACAGAGUUUUCUUUUUAUAUAACUUUUUUGGACUUUCUCUCUUAUUCGAGUGUUUAAAUUAAAAAUUGUGAAUUUUUUGUCAAAGAAAGAUGGAUCGAUCGAUGAAAUAAAGAAUAAACCUGUCACGCUGACGAUUUUUUGGACGACUUUUUUUUUUUAAUUCCGAGUGUUUGGAUUAAAAACUGUGAAUGUUAUCAAUUUUUAACCUGCCCGUUCGAUCGAAGCAUUGAAAUUGUACGCUGCCAGAAUCCGGCUUACCUGAAAGAUCGCGGUGGUAUCCUCUCGAUCUAUCACUCGAGGCUCGCCCCUCGAAGAUCGCGUGACGCGAGGAACAACUUUCGCGCCGACAAAUUGCCCUUUUCCCUCUUCGAUCGCCUCGAAUUUCUUGUUAAUAAUAACAAUAAUAACAAUUUACAAACGAGAGAACCAUUUGUUAAAAGUAGCGUUAGAUAACAGUAGUGGUAUUGAAAGAAUAAAAAAGGAAAAAGAAAGAGAAAUACAGUGACAAUACAGAUUAUGAUGAAUCCGCAUGCGAAUACGCAACGGAGACGGAACAAAGUAUUUAAACGACAAGAGAAUUAUGAAGAAAAAAAAGAAUAUCAGGGAUCACAAUUGUCAUUAAAAAAAAUCAGUUAAGACAGUUGUAGUUGUCCAUAAAAGUGUAAAACUUGGAAAGGAAAAAAGGCAUGGUUCGAAGAUUCUUAUUUUAAACGUUGAGAAAAAUUCGCAUAAACUGUCCUAAAACGAGAUAAAAAAAAUAAGUGUGUUGUCCCACGGUUUCGGAUUCGAGUGUGUCGAAACGAUUCGCGUGCGGAAUCGGCGAUUGUGCAUCGUCCAUAAGUGGAAUUUUAAAUUGACAACGAUUUUGAAAUAACCAAACUUUUAUGACGAAAAAUCGUGUGUAUAUAUUGUAAAACUACGACUGUUUGCAAUUUAACCGGUUGCUAAUCUGGAAUCGAGCCAGCCAGAGCUUGUCUGAUAUUAGGCGCAAACUAUCGGUAUCGCAUUGAGAGAAGUAAGAGUCGUUGCAUCGAGAGAAAUAUUUUUUAAACGUGUGCAUGGACGUUGAAAGCUUUAUUUUGUGUGUAUGCACUGUCAUUAUGGUGCACGGGAGCAAGUAAUAUCGGUGUUCUGAGGAUGAGAUUGCGGAACGAUUGUUUGGGAGGAUAACCGCGAAUUACGUGUAGUGUCGGGAGUUUGUGACUUUCCUUCUGAUACGUUAGAAGACGUGCAACGGAGAAUCGGUUGUUGUAUCGUAAAAUUGAUGCGUUUAAUGCAUCUUUUCUGGGGAAAGAAAUAAAAAUUGUUUGGAAAUUUUGCGAAGAACAGAUGUUAAUGGUAACAAUUGAAUGAGAACAAUUAUUAUGUCAAUUUUGUUUAUAUAUUUUUGUGAGAAAAUGUCAAACAAGAUUUUUGUAAUAUUAAGAUAAGAAUAAUAUGAAAUUAAAAAUCAAGAAUUGAAUAAAGUUUGUGUAAAGGAGAAUAAAUAUGCAACGGAAGAGUUUAUAAAUUGCACUGUUAAGAAAUAAUUUUUACACAUGGGAAUAAAAACUUUUUUAUCGAAAUAUUCAAGAAACUUUAAAUCUACUUUAAAAAGAAUUUAAAAUAAGCUCUUUAAGGAUAAAAUAAUAUUAAAAUAUUGUCGAUAAAUAAUUUUUAUAAAUCAAAUAACAUUGAUUUGGAAAUUAGAAAUUGAAGAGUAAGAUAUUGAAACAAUUUUUCUCUACCUCCUAGAAAUUCAGUCUCCACUCAGACAAAAUAACAGGAUUCUAAAGCAAGAACAAAAUAAGUGUUGUACAAUAUCAAGACAAUAAAUAUAACAGGACAAUAUAAUAAAUUGCAAUUAUCAAUAUAAGCAAUUUUAUAAUAAAUGAAAGAACAUCCGUCAUAUUAUUUAUAUAUAAAAUUCGAAUCAUCAAAACAAUUUUUCUCCCCAAAUUCAUCGUUCCAACAACUCGAUAUCUAUAUCAAAAUUUAAUAACAUAAUAAAAUAAAAGACACAAAUUUUUACAAACCGAACUGUAAAUAAAUAAUUUUCAUCGAAUCGAAGAUCGCUUUAAAAAUAUUGAAACAAUUCUAAAAAUGUCCAUUCGGAGAUGAUAAACAUCCUAAGAGGAAUAUGAAAUCAUCAAAAAUUGAUUCGACGCUUAUCUACGAGCGGAUCGAGAAGUAUCGAAGAGAAACGGCGGCGCCUCCAAUUCGCGGAAUACCCUCGUAACGGCGAUGACGCGCGUCGAGUAGUUAUUUCGGAUGUACAUCAUCGAGGAAGAUAGUGGGGACGACGGCGGAUGCCGUCUGAUCUCCGUCCGUCAGUGCGUCGACGCUGACGGAGCGCGCGAGACAUCGUGUCCUAAAGACCAACCAAGUUUUCCUGACCAAGACGACGUCGACACCGCUAGCCUGCUGGACGUCAACUGUUUCCCACGUGUGCACAAGACACCGCACAUCCUCAAGAAAUCCGUCUCCCUGGAGGAGAAGAGCCGUGAGUCGAAGAAGGAUCAGUUCCUGAAAUCCUGUUCUCGUCGCGUGGAGGACGGGAGGCGAAACUCGUCCUUCGAAUCUGAGACACGAAAUCAUGAUGAGGAGGAUGGUUCGAGGAAAAAUAAAGUAAUCGAGGAAAAUGCGAUCAACGUGGGAGACGAGAAACUGGAAAUCUCUAUAAAGUUGUUGGAAGUGGUGGAUUGCAAGAGUGUUUACGACGAUCAGGGAUACAAAACAACGGUGAACUUUCAAUACAGGGACACUCUAACGAGAUACUCUUCCAAUGCGUCGAAGAUCGAGAGGGCGCGCGGGUUGAGGAGAAGCGUGUCUGCGCCUGGAAACGGGUCUUGCCAAGAGUCCGAGAACACGGAUACCUCGACAACCAAAGAUAGCGACAGCCAAAGCAUCUCGAAGGAUUGCAAGGAUACCAAAGAGUUCGUGUUCGCGAAAAAGGGUCCGAAGAGUGUUUCGUCGAGUAGAACGGAUGGCGGCCAAUUGACCAGAUAUCGUUCGAGGACGAGUAGAUCGCAGGAAUUCACAACCAAGACCGAGCAAUUGAUCGCUAGGAGGCAAGAUCAUUCCGGUCGAAGGGCGAGAGCCUCGUCGUUCGUGAUCGAGAGGAAGAAGUAUCGCCAGGCGGCAAUUGCAUCUUCCAAGUCCAGCGAGGAUCUGUCGAGGUGUUCGUUGGGUAGCAACGAUACCACGGAGGCCGAUGGAAUGCGGAAUUGCAACAGCGCUGUGCCGGGCGUCGACGAGAACGAAGGAUGCGUCCUGCUCGGGGUUCGAUCCCUCGAGGAGGAGGGCCCCCAGCAGUUGUCUUUGAUCCCACGACAGGAGGACAGGUGUACCAGGAGGGACAGGGAGCGCGCUAGGAUCCUUAGACGGAGGAGAAUCAAUGGAAGAUCGGCCUCGGUGCCUAGAGUACAUGGACGAACCGAUCGAAGAGGCCCACGAAAUCAGAAAGCUCCUUCCAAGAAAUAUUCCUUUCACGGAAUAAAGUCAAGUACAUGAUACGAUUGAACAGUCGGAUGAUUUACAGUGGCCUGAAAACAACCGUCGCCUAUCGUCCUCGGCUCGUUCCUUUCCACGAUAAACCGGCGCCAUGCAAACGUCAAGCGAGGAGAAACAAAGAGAAGAAACCAUCGAAUCGAACAAUCCCCUUCCCCUCCUCCUCCUCCUCCUCCUCCUCCCUUUUCUGAACAUUAAAAGCACUCCUAUCGGUUUGCAACGCGAGAUAUUGCUCUCUUCCUACCAUUCGAAGUGCAUUCUAUUGCGCGAGUAAAUCACGCCGCGGCAUCAACCUGCUAAAAUGCAUCGCUUUGCGCGCCCCCUGCCGCGCGCCACAGCUGUCACGGAUGCGAUCGCUGUGUUCUUUAAGGUGCACCCACACGGAGAGCUAUAACGCGCCGCUGUGAAACGGCAACGUGGUAUUUAGACACGAACCGAUCGUCUCUUGCGAAAGUAUCUUCGGGUAUUUGCGUUGGCGAGUGCCUCGACCUGACUAGGAAUUUAUCUGGUGUGUGCCGCGUUGUUUUCAACUAGAACCGCUCGCUCGAUUGUGUUCUCGUGGGUGAAAAUGAAUCGGUUGUGCGAAUCGCGGCGAGCAUCGCGUUUGUUGAGAAAUUUUUUUGUUCAGGAAAGAGAGGA
This is a messenger RNA of Apis laboriosa (Himalayan honeybee), 4367 nucleotides long. RefSeq lists its product as uncharacterized. NCBI's taxonomy places the organism in Eukaryota, Metazoa, Arthropoda, Insecta, Hymenoptera, Apidae. The coding region runs from base 2490 to 3731 and encodes 413 amino acids. The transcript is spliced from 2 exons. The record is from RefSeq and is a predicted model, not a curated record.